This is a messenger RNA of Suillus subaureus, 171 nucleotides long. RefSeq lists its product as uncharacterized. The transcript has a single exon. NCBI's taxonomy places the organism in Eukaryota, Fungi, Basidiomycota, Agaricomycetes, Boletales, Suillaceae. The annotation marks the transcript as partial. The record is from RefSeq and is a predicted model, not a curated record.
GCUACCCAGCAGCUAUCAGAGUGGUGCAACGGUGUUGGCACUACUGCCAUCACAGUACUUACGCACUUCAUGUCAUCACAGGACGAUGUGGAGACUGACAAGGAUCACAAAAAUUUUGCAAAAAACUUACGUCUCAAGUUAGCUUUCUUGUAUGGGACUGUCACCAAGGAU